UUUCAACUACACAAAUUAAGACAUUUGGUAUGUACACUUGCAUAUAUACAGAUAUCGUGAUGUUAUAUCACCAUGGCCUCGAGGGCAGCGUGUACGAAGUCAGCGAGGAGUUCGACUACCCUGGCAGCGCUGACAGUGAUCGUAAUGACGGGGGUUAAUGGUACUAGUAAAAUCAUAGUAUUAGUGUGUUGGCCGCCGUUCAAAGCAGAGAAAGAGAAAGAAAGGGACAGAGAGAUGGCGAUACAUCUGUGCUUGACAGGUGUGUUGGUAAACCGGGCUUGGAUUUGAUACACAUCGGAGAGUGGGUGGAGGGUGAUGGCAAUAGAUGAAGGUAGUCAGUCAGUCGGCGCCCGGUCGCGGCGUCGACAACUCGUUCCUCGCUCUUCGCAUUCUUCGCUCGAGGAUCGAAAACUAAAAGAGAGCCUCGAGUAUAUGUUUGUAAAACGUAAGUAGCAAUAUUUUAGUGGAGUGAAAGCACUUUAUAUUAGACGAAGAACCGAUGUAUAUCAACUAAAUAACAAAUCAAUCAAUCAAUCGAUCAAUAAAUUCUACUCGAAGAGUGAUACUGACGAUUCUGUCGAGAAAAUGCAUUGACAAUAUAAAGACGAUUGCUCGGAAAUGUCUAGCGGUAGAAGAGCGACACGUCCCGUCAGGCAGCUGUCAUUGCAGCAGCCUGCGCCGCGUCGGCAGCACAUUAGACGACAGAAAUCAGCGGAGGACGAUUGUAACAAGUCUUUGCAGAUCUAUGCAAAUCCGAUUGCACGUGAUAGAGUAGUCACAAAUGCGACGGACAAGCCCAAGGUGCGAGUCGCCUGGGGCGACGAUCGUCACGAUUGCGAUGGUCUGGCCCAAGUGGAAGUGGUGGCUCGGCAGAUUCCGAGCCGAUCCAGACCCACCACGGGCCGAUCUGGCAGGACUUAUGCCACCACGGAGAAGGCAUCGAUUCUCUAUUCGCGGCAGGAGCUCGCCGAGAGACUGCGGCUCGCGUGGAAGCAUCGCGAGCAGAACAAAGCGAACAUUGACAUUUUCUUGGCACAUAACGUGGCCGUAGAAGAGCGCUGUGAAUCUGAAUUAUCAAUGUCUACUCCUCCAACUCCAUUCUCCGGAGAGGAGUCUGAUUUGAUGAAAGAUGAAAGGAAAAGCUCGCAGAAUCUAAAAAUAUCUGGCAAUUUAGAAGACCGAGAAAAGAAAAGUGAAAUUGAUAAUAGAAGUGAAAGAGAAUGCGAGAGGAAGCUGGAGGUUGCAUCUGCAAUGAUGGAAAAUGAUUUGUUGAUGAAGAAAGAUGAGAAUGUGACAAAAGGGAUGGAAAAAGAGAGAGAAGAGAACGAGAAAACGACAAACACGCAAACUAACUCGGAUAUCGAGGAGAAAAAAAAGAAGACAAAGAUAAACAUCGAUUGUACAAGCCUUCAUCUUUCGACAAAUCAAUUACAUUCUUCAAUGACCUUUCCGUCCUUAAAACCGGAAAACGCAGAUCCAGCGAAAAACAAUGAUAAUUUUUCGGCGAGGCAGAAGCGCGCGAGUUUUCAGAGCGGUACCAAUCGUGCUUUUCUGAUAUCGGAAAAAACUUCGAAGGAGAUCACGGAAGUGAAAGAUAAGAUCGCAUCGGCGAAAUCGAUCGAGAUCAGAUGCGCUUCGGCCGCGACCAGAUCGCCGAUCGACAAAGGCACCAUCCUCGCGAGAAGUUCGUCUACGACGAGUUUGGAGAAAACAAGAAGAACGAGUUCCGCGCCGCCGCAAAGACGUAAUCUGGGACCUGCACCAGGGACGCGCGUUCAAGUAAAUAUCGUGAUCGACGCGCCUGGUCUUACAGAAGCCACAGAUAAGUCGAUCGUUUGCGGAAAAAUGCAGAGUGAAAAAGACGCUGUGGAAAAAAUCGAGGAAAAUUCGACGAAGAUAUUGCGAGGUGAGCGAUCGAUAAGAUCAGCGCCUCUGAAGAAGAGAUCGAAGAGCGCGAAGAGGCGUCUUCUCGCUUCAUCAGGCGGAUGCAAGGACGAGGAGCGUGGAGGACGAAGGAAGAGUUCUGUGGAUCCGAGAACGAGUGACGUGAUAACUAUGGUAUCGCUAGUCAGUUCGGCUGAUAGCGAUAGCGACGCGGAAAACUCGCCAGGCGACGAUAAGCUCAUCAAUGAGUUACGUAGCAAGCUACCCACCAUGCCUAUCAUUAAAACGUCCAUCAAUUCCAACCAUACUGUACCGAGAAAACCUAUCAAGUCAGUCUCCUUUCAGAGAGACUCUUUCGAUGAGGAACCCACCAAGGAUGAGAAGCGGAUCGCCAAUAAUGUUCAACCUCCUUACUUCGGUUUCACCCUCAACGUCAUCCACGGAAACGGUUACAAAGAUUCGUCGGAUAAGCAGGAUCAAGCUGUCGACAACGUCGUCACACCAUCGACACCGACUCUAGUGGCCGUUCCCGUGCUGUCGAUUUCGCAGGAUACUGAGAAAGCGGUGCCAGAGACACCGUUGACCGAUCGCGAGAAGAGGUGCCUGGCGGUGCCGAUCGGCGAGCUGCACGACAAGAAGCGAAAGCUGCUACGAAUGCGGAGUAUACCAAAUCGUCCGAUAAUAACGGAGCAGACAAAUAAUGUACCGAUGGAAAUGAAGGAGCAGAGACCGUGUCUUGCAAUGUCGCGAAUUGAUCUCGUCGCGGUUCCAGUUCCGCCAAUUGAUAUUCCGCUUUCAAAAGUCGAACACUUUUCUAAAGAAACAUUGCCGGCGAAAGAAACACCGCGAGAGAUGAUGCCGUCAGAGCCGCAUUUUCAAACGAUCAAGGAAAAAGAAUGUUGGCAUCUCUACAGACGGAUGUGCGAUAAGGGAGUGUACGUGUCUUUUGACACUGUUUUAAGAGGCAUGCUAACACCGACGGAAUAUAGAUUACGACAGAAGGAAUAUUCACAAGAUUUGCAAUAAAAUUAGCAAAUACAUUGGAUUGCUUUGUUAUAAAAUGUUUAAAUACUUUUUUAAUCAACUGAGACUAUUUUUACUUUAUCGAGUUAGUCGAUUAUCCGAAAAUAUAUAUUUAGAAAUUAAAGAAAAAAAAGAGAAAGAAAUGAGGAAAGUGUAACUAUAUGAAAUGAAUAUAAUUUAUCGUCUUGUACAAAUAUGCUCCUUUUUAUUGUUUUCUACGAAAUAUGUGAAUAUUUUCCUUUUUAUAUAUAAAGAUGUACACAUAUAAAGGUAUACACAUAUCCAUCAUGUAUCCAUAUAUAAAUUUGUGAAGAAUGAAAAGCCUUAAAACAUUCGUUGUAUAAUUAACGCAAAAUGAAUGUCAAAAAUAAUCAUGCUCACCGAUUAAAAGCAAA
Cataglyphis hispanica is the source of this 3302-nucleotide messenger RNA. RefSeq lists its product as uncharacterized. The transcript is spliced from 9 exons. Bases 619 to 2910 code for a protein of 763 amino acids. NCBI's taxonomy places the organism in Eukaryota, Metazoa, Arthropoda, Insecta, Hymenoptera, Formicidae. The record is from RefSeq and is a predicted model, not a curated record.